AUUGACAGACAAGAUUUGAUUAUGAAUUUGUGAUGUCCUCUUAUUUCAUUCUCCUUCUGUUUAAUUUGAUGUUUGGACUUUGAAGGCCUCUGUUUGGAAUAACUUGCGUGAAGUUUGCCUUAAAAUAUUGGUAGAUGUGUUAUCUGCUUCUAAUUUCUGCUGUUUUUGCGAGUGAAUUUUAUAAAGCUAGGUUGUCUUAGUGUCUUAUAUACUCUCUAAAUGGAUGUUGAUGUAGUUGAGGCCGCUGCUUUUGGGCAAUCAGACUCAUAGUCCUUUGCCUGAUUUGAGUUAUUACUUUUAUUUCUACUUCUUGCUAAUUUGCAUAUCCUUAAACUUCUCAAGCACUGCAUAUCCUUCCAGAUUUUUAUGCAGUCUGAAGCAAGCAUACUUACCCAGAUUCAUAUAGAUGUGCAGUGUUGCUCUCUACUUUUGAGGUUCCUUCUCUGUUAAACUUUUGUUUUUCAUGUGAGAGGUGGAGAUUGUGAACACCAGAUGCUUAUUAUGCUCUUGAUACCACGUUUUAUAACACCUAUUUAUAGAUGUCAGUAUUUUAUGCUUUGGAAACAUUUGGAUUAAGAUUAUUAAUCAUUAUGAUUCAGGCACUACGAUGAAACUAACCUGCUUUCUUUUAUUCUAGUUUCUUAUACAAUGUUAAUCUGUUUGUGUGAUGGUAGGCUUUAAAAUAUAAUGUUUCAGCCGUGUCUAUUAAGUUUAUAUAUAGAUAGGCAGGAGAUGAUGCAAAUCUUCCCAUAUGCAGGUAGUAGGAUGACUUAGAACUUUUAAGUUGCCUUUUUUCCUUUUAUGGGUCAUAAUAGUGACCUCUUGAGCGUCACAGACUGUAUGGUAUUGGUUUGGUUAUGGGAUUCUCAAUGUGGAUUAGUUGGCCUAAUCAACAAUGUAAAAUGUAUUAAAUGGCCUCAAGGUGCAUAAUAUUCCUCCAACUGCCCGAGCAACUACUUCCAAGUUUCAAUGCAUGAAUGAUGCUGGCUAGGAUCAUAUUUUGCGCUGCAGUCCUUUUGGCAACACUCGCUGUGAUUCUUCUGGCUUUGGUUUCUCCAGUACCCGAAAGAAAGCCAUCACAGCCUUGGCUGGACCUUUCCUUGUACAUCCAGCAGCCACACAUUGCAAGCUCCAAUGCGCAUCAAUCGGUGGCACAAUCAGACCCCGGGGCAUUCAUCUUCCACCGCAAGCUCACGGAGGGACCUGAGAACACCUCUCGGGUAGUCGGAAAAGCCCAAGGUUUCAUUAUCCCUAUGGAAGACUUUGCACAAUCAGCAUUCAAUAUUAUCUACCUAACCUUUCACACGCCUGAGUAUUCUGGCAGCCUUAGCGUUCAGGCCAGGCAUGUAUCCCGCAAAGACACAGAAGAGCUCACUGUGAUGGGUGGAACAGGAUCAUUUGCCUUUGCUCGGGGACUGGCUGUCUUUGCUCAGACGGAUCAGCAAUCGUCGGGUGUCGAAUCCACUUAUCAUGUAAAGCUGCAGCUUAGAUUUCCUAAUCAGUCUCGGACUACUGUAGGCUGAUGAACCUGUUUUGAUUGAAUUUAUUGCUUAUAUGAAUCGGCCUAUAGAUAAUUAGAUGUCGA
This is a messenger RNA of Rosa rugosa (rugosa rose), 1585 nucleotides long. RefSeq names its product dirigent protein 1. The transcript has a single exon. The coding region runs from base 978 to 1523 and encodes 181 amino acids. The record is from RefSeq and is a predicted model, not a curated record. Lineage: Eukaryota; Viridiplantae; Streptophyta; Magnoliopsida; Rosales; Rosaceae.